AUGGCUAAUUCUAUGGCCUUGUUAACACAGCGUAAUUGUAUUCAAUUCGCUACCGCGCCGAUACCCACUUUCGAUGGCGAGAAUCCAGCUUUGUCGGUUUUCGCUCAGAGUGUAGAAAACGGGCUCGCGUUAAUACCAGAUACGUCGGAAACAGAGUAUCUGAGUAUCGUGUUGACUAAACUCACCGGUCCGGCGCGGAUUAGUAUCCAAGAUAAACAAUUCAACAAUGUAACUCAAUUGUUACAACAUUUGAAAAAACGAUACGCUCCUGGGAAGAACUUGGCGUAUUUCCAAGCUGAGGUUUCGCGCCUUAAAAUCCGUGAGGACGAAUCACUAAGGAAGUACAUCGACAGAGCCAGCAAACUUGCCCAUGGAUCUCGUAUCGCGAUCCGCGAGAGGUACACGACCAACGUGGAUCAGCUCAUCAAGGAGAUGGAAAUGGACAUCUUGGAGAAUUUCCUUGAGGGUUUACCGGAGCGUGUGGCCUGGAGAAUCGCCGCUCUGGACAAAAAGAUUAAAACUUUAGAAGAGGCGUACGAAGCUGUGUUACAAAUUGAACGUCGCCUCAAGAACCGACGACAGAUUCAGGAGAAGGCAUCACCUAGUCGUCGUAGAGAAGAGGAUUUUCUCAGCUGGAGACGUCCUCGAGAGAAGGAACACAGGCGUGUGUACCCUCAGUCACCGUCACCCUAUCGGCAAAGACCAAGGGAUCGCAGCACAUCUGGUUCCGAACCGGAGUUCGAAGAACGAGCUUCACGUGCAACGGCGUUGACUUUACGUAAGCAUGAUUAUUCACGCUCUCCAAACCACUCACCGGAGGCGCCAAAAUAUGAUGAGCCGUUCAACACCAGACACGAUGUUUACGACUUUUAUUGCGCAAACUGCAGUACGGUCGGACACGGUUGGAAGGAUUGUGAAAAAUCACCUCGCCGCGAAAGACCCCGAUUCCAGUAUCGAAGGGAGUCACGAGGGAAUUUCUCACCUUUGAGGAAACCUUUAAACUCCAACAACGCUCACCCAAACGGCGAGGCGGAAGGGGCUGAAAUUUCCUAUUACCAUAAAACCUUGGUAACUCGUAACCAACCUAUUAAACCUAUAUUCUUCAGUAACGCUGAGGAGAUGGAACUGCAUCCAGUAUUGCCAAUUAAACAUAGAUUACCAGGACGCACAGCUCUCCAAAUUGCAGUUCCAGUCGCAAAUCCGGAGGUUAUGGAAGGGUACCUAGCACGAAUCAAGACUCCUGAACAGGUCUACAUUGGAGAAGCAGCAGUCUGCAAUCAUGAUGGAAUUUGCUAUGUCCUAGCCACAAACACCGGAGAAGACGAAAUCGAAAUCGACAUUGAACCACAACGCAUACAUCCGUAUGAGAUUUUUGACUCAUCAGAUGACGAUCCUAUUCCUUCGUAUCUAGCAAAGGAAACAAAGGAAGACAGAACUACACGUAUCCAAGAUCUUUUAAGGACCGAUCAUCUAAACUCUGAAGAACGACAACAUGUGUUCAAAAUUGUCAGGGAAUUUUCUGAUAGAUUCUUCCUACCUGGAGAUAACCUGGGCAAGGUUCCAAAUUUUCAUCACUCCAUUUACACAACAGACGACAUUCCGAUUAAUACUAGACAGUAUCGGUACCCACCAGUACAUCAGGAGGAGAUACAACGACAGGUUGGAGCUCUGCUAUCGCAGGGUAUUAUUAGACCAUCCACCUCACCAUACAAUUCUCCUUUAUGGAUUGUACCGAAGAAACCGGACGCCGAUGGUAACAAACGUUGGCGAAUGAUUGAAAUGAACCCAAAGGACAGACAGAAGACCGCGUUUACAACCCCACAUGGACAUUUCGAGUUUGUGCGUAUGCCUUUUGGUUUGAAGAACGCACCACCGACAUUCCAACGCGUCAUGAACCGGGGAAUAUGGACUUACUCUACAGACUAA
Messenger RNA from Osmia bicornis bicornis, 1926 nucleotides. RefSeq lists its product as uncharacterized. Lineage: Eukaryota; Metazoa; Arthropoda; Insecta; Hymenoptera; Megachilidae. The record is from RefSeq and is a predicted model, not a curated record. The transcript has 4 exons. Bases 1 to 1926 code for a protein of 641 amino acids.